AUGUCAUUGAGAGGCGCCAUGCGAGAACAGAAGCGCCCGCUGCGGAAGGGCUCGGAAGGUUCAGGAUGGAAUGCUUUGCUUGGUCAGAAUUGGGCUCUAAAACCCCUAUUCGCCUGCCUACUAGUUUUGGUGACAGGGUGGUACCUUCAAUUUUUGGGCUUUGAAACAACGUUAGAUUUCUUUCGGCCUAUCGACAAAGAUAGCUAUUGGGAUGGGCACCGGGAGGAGGUGAAAGACGCUUUUGUGACUAGUUGGGAUGCUUACGCUAAAUAUGCCUGGGGGCAGGAUCGUUUUCAUCCAAUCUCUAAAACUGGUUCACAAAUGAGCCCCAGCGGUCUAGGGUGGAUCAUCGUCGACAGCUUGGAUACCUUGAUGAUCAUGAACCUAACUACUCGUCUUUCCAAUGCCCGAAAAUGGCUUAACCGUGGCUUGACUUAUAAUCAAGAUCAGGAUGUGAACACCUUUGAGACUACCAUCCGUAUGCUUGGAGGGCUUUUAUCCGCCCAUUACUUGUCCACUUUACUUCCAGAUGUUUCAUCCCGGCGGGACUAUAUUUACCUGUCCAAAGCAGUCGACCUUGCAGAUCGGCUUCUCAGCGCAUAUGAGUCCAGAUCAGGUAUUCCAUUUGCAAGUGUCAACAUUGGGACCCUACGAGGGCUUCCAUCUCAUGCAGAUGGUGGAGCUUCGUCAACGGCUGAGGCUACUACUGUCCAAUUAGAGAUGAAAUAUCUGGCCCAUCUCACCGGCAACGAGACCUACUGGCGCAAAGCUGAGCGCGUCAUGAAGGUAAUAGAUGAUCAGCAAAUGCAGGAUGGUCUCCUACCUAUUUUUGUGCACCCGGAUACCGGACACUUCACCCACCCAGAGAUUCGUCUUGGGAGUCGCGGAGAUUCAUACUAUGAAUACUUGAUUAAGCAAUACCUGCAGACCUCAGGGAGGGAACCAGUAUACUAUGAGAUGUGGGAAGAAGCAUUGGCUGGUAUCCAGAAACAUCUGCUCACCUCUACCAAACAUUCAAAUCUCCAGUUCAUCGCCGAGCUCCCUCAGGGCAUUGGUAGACCAUUGUCCCCUAAAAUGGACCAUCUCGUUUGCUUCUUGCCGGGCUCGAUCGCAAUCGGCGCUACUGAGGGACUGACCGAGAGGGAAGCACGCAAGCUGCCUGGCUGGAAUUCUCAGAAGGAAAAGCAGAUGCAACUGGCGCGUGAGCUCAUGAAGACCUGCUGGGCAAUGUAUGCAGUCACAGAGUCCGGCCUAUCCCCCGAGAUUGCCUGGUUUGAGACCGACGACGCCGAUCUCCAACCGUUUCCCCGGUCAUCAGCCCCGCCUCCAAGUAGGGAUGACAGAGCCUCCUGGAAACAGGACCUGAUUGUCAAACCUCUGGAUGCGCAUAACUUGCAGCGACCAGAAACCGUUGAAAGCCUUUUCCUAAUGUAUCGAGUGACAAACGACCCUAUCUACCGAAAAUGGGGAUGGGAGAUCUUCAAGGCAUUCCAGAAGCAUACGAUUGUAAGGGAUGGGGAAGGAUACACAUCCUUGCACGACGUUACAAAUGUCCCGACACCACAACGAGAUAAUAUGGAAAGCUUUUGGCUGGCAGAGACCUUGAAGUAUUUAUACCUCCUUUUUUCCCCAAGGGAAUUUCUCCCGCUCACCAAAGUGGUCUUCAACACGGAGGCCCAUGUGCUGCCUCGAUUCAACCAGACUAAAUUCCAGACGGGCUGGAAGCGGAGAAAGCGUCCUUAA
Aspergillus alliaceus is the source of this 1743-nucleotide messenger RNA. Its product is annotated as glycoside hydrolase family 47 protein. Gene Ontology annotation, biological process: N-glycan processing; carbohydrate metabolic process. The transcript has 4 exons. Gene Ontology annotation, cellular component: endoplasmic reticulum; membrane. The coding region runs from base 1 to 1743 and encodes 580 amino acids. The record is from RefSeq and is a predicted model, not a curated record. NCBI's taxonomy places the organism in Eukaryota, Fungi, Ascomycota, Eurotiomycetes, Eurotiales, Aspergillaceae. Gene Ontology annotation, molecular function: calcium ion binding; mannosyl-oligosaccharide 1,2-alpha-mannosidase activity.